UCCUUUAUAAAAUGAGUUGUAAUUUUUUAAGAGCGAGUAGAUGGACACAGUCAAAGUUGCAAUUGAUUUGAAAGGAAAUGGACAUUUUUGAGGAGAUGCCCGAGAGGGGAAAGACUUCAUUUUAAUCCCGUAUUCGCUUCACUGGUCUGGAACCUGAGCAGCUCUAUCGUCUAAGGUAAGAGGAAUUAAAUGUUUUUUUUUAAUGUUUAAUCUUAGCAUUCAAUGGAGAGAAUACCUAUGAAAGAGAAAGUGUGCAUAGGCUACUCAAAUCAUGCAUGAUUAACGCGCACACUCGCAGUGUGGAUUCAAUGAGGCCCAUAUUUAAAUAUAUCGUUAUAUGUAGGACAAAAAUAUUAAAUUACAUAACAAGUCAGCAUCACACAGAGAGCAACCUAAUUGGCACGAUAAGAUUGAAAAUAAAUUGAAUUGUGGAAACUUACGGACUCAAGGCGGCCGUCAGCUUCAGGCUGUGGUGACGGUUCGGGUAAAGAGGCAUCAGGUGGGACAGCCGUAGUGCUGGCCGCUGCAGGAGUGCUACAGCUGGCAAACACCGAAACACCAAAUGUUUCCUGUCCCAAAGACCGAGAAGAAGGCGUCGUACUCCAUCCGCUUGGUGGGCAUCCAGUCCUCAAAUACUGAAGUUCUACGGUACCGCCUGUUAAUGCUUCAGGGAGCUGAUGAAUCUAAGAUGGAUACUUUUGACGAUGCCACUCUAUCGGUGUUGGAGGCUGCCAGUGUUGAUGAGGAGGCUUUGAAAGGCCUUAGCCGGGAUGACCUGAGGGAUCUUUUUCCUGGCCCAGAGAAUUUCCUCAAAAGAAAGAAACUUUGGAAUUUCAUCAGUGAAAAUUGUGAAAAUACCACGGACCAAGAUGCCAACAAUUGUGCCAUGCCACCAUGCCAGCCUCAAACCUCAACCCCCAUAUCUGCUGAGAAAAAAAUGAAAAUGCCAGACCCUCCAGAGUAUGUGGUGUACACAGAUUCAGAGUUAGACAUGGUGCGUAGUCAAUACUUUGCACUGCUCUGCAAUGGAAAGGAAAAAAAUUACAAACUGUCCAAGGAGCUAUGUUGCAGACUUGUAAGGAACACAAUAACCAGUAUGGUUGCUAUCCUGCGUGCUAGUCCCAUGGGGAAAGAAGUCAGUUACCCGUCAAAAUUGGAAAUAAGAGCCAUGUCACAGAAGAUUAUAGACUAUUACCCAAUGUUACGGGAUGAUGAUCCAAACAUGCCUUAUCUGACUAUCUACACCAAAAUGUACAAGCGACUCCAAAAUAUGAGAUCCCCACGGAAGAGGCAAGGCUCUGUACCACAAAGAGGAGUGGCAAAGACAGCUCUCUUCAGUGCAGACAACCAAGACAUGGAGACGGAUUGGACAGACACAAGCAACUCAAGUGAUAAUACCUUACUUCUUGAGAGCAAUGAUGACCUUACCGAGGACAACUCCAGUGAAGCAUUCCCAGCACAUCGACCCCCCUCUGUGCCAAGGAAGCCAAAGACCAAAACCUUCCUGCUGCCAUCCGCAUCAGCCUCAGGCUCCUCACUCAGGACUGUGAUCGCUUCACCAACCACGCCUGCAAAGGAUGAUGUUGUCGGCCAGGACAGUCUGAAAAUGCAGGCUAGGCACUACAAAACCUUGAGCAACAUGUACAAUAAGCCAAAUGCAAAACCCAAUCAAAGUGAUGUUGCUCAAGUUUUAGACCUUGAGUUUAAGGCCAGACGGGCUUUCAUUGAUGCAGAUGUUACAAGGGAAGAAGACCGACCUGCAAAAAUCUUUGAGGCAUAUCCAUGCUUUAGAGAUGUUCGAAAUGCAAUGGAUGAGCUGCGGCGCAUAGUAGGUGGCACCAACAGCAGAUACAUCGAGGAAGUGAAAGGAAGAUGGGCAGACUUUUGUGCCAAGGUGCAGUUCUAUGGUGUGUGGAAGAAAGCCCUGAAACCCCCCUUUCCAUUGGAUGUCCGUGGAGUGGAGUUCACGCUUGCCCUCUUCAAUGCACUCCCAUCCCUUUUCCCCUCACCAACUUCACCACCAAAGAAGCUUGGAAAUAGCUGUGAGGCACUUCUUCAUGUCCUGAAGUCAGGCGAAGACCCUGCCCUGUACCUGGAAAAGCAUCCUCUCUCCUCCCCAGUUCUGCUUUCUGAUGGCUCAACCACCAUUGUGGCUGUGGGUAAUGUACCUGUGACCACCCUCCCUCAGGAAGAUUUCUCAGACGGGAUGUUGGUGUUAAUGGCAUAUUACUACACUUUGCACUUAAGAUAUCCAAAAUGUGUUGCAACGCUCCUGUCAGUUAUUCAAACAGAGGUAAUUGGUGACACAAUCCACGAUCAAGAUGCCACUAGUGCUUACAGGAAAGCAAUGGCUGAUUGGAAGUCUUUCAUUGAGAAGUAGCUGAGUAUUUUGUCAUGCCAGUUCUUAUUGUUAGCUGUGAGUUCUUAUUGUUAGCUGUGCCUAAUAAUAGUUUUGUGUUGCACAAGCUUAUACAGUCACUGAGUUAUUACCUCAUUUAGGCCUGUAUUUAAAAUGAUAGUUAAGGAAAAAUCCAUAACUGAGGGCUGAGAAGUGUUUUUGUUUUUUGCCCUUUUGCUUUUAAUUUCUUUUAUUUUUAUGGAAAAGUAUUCAAAUGUCUAUAGCAAACUUGACUUGCUGAUGUUAAAUAAAUGUUGUCUUAAGCCAUGUUA
Messenger RNA from Gasterosteus aculeatus aculeatus (three-spined stickleback), 2670 nucleotides. The record is from RefSeq and is a predicted model, not a curated record. Lineage: Eukaryota; Metazoa; Chordata; Actinopteri; Perciformes; Gasterosteidae.